UACCUCUCCUCUGAUUGAUCAGCACACUUCUUUUAGCAAUGGAGCCCCUGAUUAGACGCCAGAGCGAUAAAAUUGCUUGUGUGCAGUCCUUUAACCCAUCCGUUCCCAGAGCUCUUCAUAUGCGGCAGGGCUAUGCCCACAGUGUCAGCGGAGGAGCAGGUGGCCAUGGGGCCAGGAUCUCCAUCAACUAUGUCAGUGGCUUCGGCGGUGGGUACAACUACCAAACCUUGUCCUCUGGGUCCACUUCUGGAAACAUGGCCAUCGGGAAUGAGAAGGUAACCAUGCAGCACCUGAACGACCGUCUGGCCAGCUACCUGGAGACGGUCAGGAAUCUGGAGAAGGCCAACAGCAAGCUGGAGAUCAAAAUCAGAGAGGCCAUCGAAAAGAGGGGCCCCUUGGAGGGGAGCGACUACGGCAAGUACAACGCCAUCAUUGCAGAGCUGAGGGGCAAGAUAUUGGACAUGACCAAGGACAACGCACAUCUUGCCAUCGCUGUAGACAAUGCGCGCCUGGCCUCAGAAGACUUCAGAGUCAAGAUGGAUUAUGAGCUGGCCAUGCGUCAAACAGUGGAGGCUGACGUUAACAGACUGAGGAAGAUUCUGGACGACACCAAUGUAAUUCGUCUGCACCUGGAGAGCGACAUUGAGUCUCUAAAGGAAGAACUGAUCAACCUGAAGAAGAAUCAUGAGACUGAUGUUGCUGAAUUGCAUACCCAGAUCACACAAGCUGGCGUCCGCGUGGACGUCGACGCUCCUAAAGGACAGGACCUGGCCCGGAUCAUGGAGGAUAUGAGGGCCAAUUAUGAGAAGAUAGCACUGAAGAAUCAGGAGGAGCUCAAAGCUUGGCAUGAAUCUCAGAUCACAGAGGUGCAGGUCCAAGUGACUCAGAGCACAGAAGCUCUGAAGGAGGCCACGAGUGCAGUGACUGAAACUAGGAGGAGGUAUCAGGGACUGGACAUUGAACUGCAGUCUGCACUUAGUCUGAAAACAUCCCUGGAGGCCACCCUCCAUGACAUCGAGAUGCGUUACAACAUGGAGGUAGAGAAGUACAACAACAUCAUCCUGAAGCUGCAGGAGGAGCUGACUGAGAUCCGCAACAACAUCCAGCAUAACACAAGAGAGUAUGAGCAGCUGCUCAACAUCAAGGUGAAACUGGAGGCCGAGAUCGCCGAGUACAGGAGGCUGCUGGACGGUGGGGCAGAUUUUAAACUGGAGGAUGCAAUUGAUCAGAAGAAAGUCCAGACCCAAGUGGUGACAGUCACUCAGACCCUGGUGGACGGCAAAGUGGUGUCAGAGAGCAAGAACAUUAAAUCCAGUGAAAAUGCUGCUGUUCAUUAGAAACUGAA
This is a messenger RNA of Seriola dumerili (greater amberjack), 1345 nucleotides long. RefSeq names its product keratin, type I cytoskeletal 18-like. Lineage: Eukaryota; Metazoa; Chordata; Actinopteri; Carangiformes; Carangidae. Gene Ontology annotation, cellular component: keratin filament. The coding region runs from base 39 to 1337 and encodes 432 amino acids. The transcript has 7 exons. Gene Ontology annotation, biological process: intermediate filament cytoskeleton organization. Gene Ontology annotation, molecular function: structural molecule activity. The record is from RefSeq and is a predicted model, not a curated record.